AUGUCAAGUUGUACAGAGAGAAGUUUAGGAAUUGGUGGUAAAGAUAAACUUAGAGAAUGCUCGGCUACUAUAGUUGGGCAUUUUUUAAGCAAUCCCAUCUACAUAGACAUCUACAUAGACACCUACAUAGUUAAACAUCGAUACCUAUAUAGAAUGGCUGAUCAAUCUGAUACAGAAGCUGUUACUGUUACUAGUGAAAAGAAGGAUCCUAAAAGGGUUGAAGCUGGAAAAAGACUUGCUAUAUUAAGUAAAGCAGCAAGGGAAAGAAAAAAGAAGGAAGCUGCCCAGCCAAAGGAAUCAACCAACAAUGAUAAUAUGAUUACCUACCUGGGUGUGGGAAGCGCAAUGGUAUCUCUUGUACUAGCAUUCAGCGCACAUCAGAGGGAAACUAGGGAACCAGAAGUCAGAUACGUACCUAGUACUGUAGAAGUAACUAAAAAAUUAGAUGAGUCCAAGUUAGAUUCACUUGAAUGA
Paramuricea clavata is the source of this 474-nucleotide messenger RNA. The record is from the annotation of a GenBank genome assembly. NCBI's taxonomy places the organism in Eukaryota, Metazoa, Cnidaria, Anthozoa, Malacalcyonacea, Plexauridae.